AACAGGAAACCUGCUGGGGAGGCGGCCACUGCGAUCUCGGGGCGCCAGGGCUGCGCACAUCGCGGGGUGUCCGCGGGCUGCGACUUUGCUCCUGCCAGCUUCCCCCGGCGCGGGGCAGGGCUGAGCCGACGAUCGGGUCGUUCAGGCUGUGCCCUCUGCAGCCGCUCUCGGCGUGGCAGUCGUGCGCUCCGUUCCGCUUCUGUCGCGGCAGCUCCCUGGAGAGGGCGGCGGGGACGCAGAGAAGAGGAAGGACGUCUACUUUGGAGCAUGAAGCAGUAUGUCUGAUAAAAUGUCCAGCUUCCUCUACAUAGGGGACAUCGUGUCCCUGUACGCGGAGGGCUCGGUCAACGGCUUCAUCAGCACCCUGGGGUUAGUGGAUGACAGGUGCGUGGUGCACCCGGAGGCCGGGGACCUCGCCAACCCUCCCAAGAAGUUCAGAGACUGCCUCUUCAAGGUGUGCCCUAUGAAUCGAUAUUCUGCCCAGAAACAAUAUUGGAAAGCUAAGCAAGCCAAACAAGGGAACCACACAGAGGCAGCCUUGCUGAAGAAAUUACAGCAUGCUGCAGAACUGGAACAAAAACAAAAUGAAUCAGAAAAUAAGAAACUUUUGGGAGAAAUCGUGAAAUACAGUAAUGUCAUUCAACUACUGCAUAUAAAAAGCAACAAGUACCUGACUGUCAACAAGAGGUUGCCUGCUUUACUGGAGAAGAAUGCAAUGCGCGUGUCCUUGGAUGCUGCCGGAAAUGAAGGGUCCUGGUUUUAUAUUCAUCCCUUCUGGAAGCUGAGAAGCGAGGGUGACAAUAUUGUUGUGGGAGAUAAAGUUGUGCUGAUGCCGGUGAACGCAGGACAGCCACUGCAUGCAAGCAACAUCGAGCUUCUCGAUAACCCAGGGUGUAAGGAGGUGAAUGCUGUUAAUUGCAACACUAGCUGGAAAAUCACUUUGUUCAUGAAAUAUAGUUCCUAUCGAGAGGAUGUGCUGAAGGGAGGUGACGUUGUUAGAUUGUUUCAUGCAGAACAAGAGAAAUUUCUGACCUGUGAUGAAUAUGAGAAAAAACAGCACAUUUUCCUUCGUACGACCUUGCGUCAAUCAGCUACUUCUGCUACGAGUUCUAAAGCACUCUGGGAAAUAGAGGUGGUUCAUCAUGACCCAUGUCGUGGGGGUGCAGGACAGUGGAACAGCUUGUUCAGAUUUAAACAUCUCGCAACUGGAAACUAUUUAGCAGCAGAGCUUAAUCCUGAUUAUCGAGAUGCCCAAAAUGAAGGAAAAGUUAUGAGAGAGGGAGAUCUUCCAACUUCAAAGAAGAAGCGCCAGGCAGGGGAGAAGAUCAUGUAUACCUUGGUCUCGGUCCCACAUGGAAACGACAUUGCGUCUCUUUUUGAACUGGAUGCCACAACUCUUCAGAGAGCUGACUGCCUGGUUCCAAGGAACUCCUAUGUUCGGUUAAGACAUUUGUGUACCAACACAUGGGUAACCAGUACGAGUAUCCCUAUAGACACAGAUGAAGAGAGGCCUGUUAUGCUGAAGAUUGGAACCUGCCAAACAAAAGAAGAUAAAGAAGCAUUUGCUAUUGUGUCCGUCCCGCUGUCUGAGGUGCGAGACUUAGAUUUUGCCAAUGAUGCCAAUAAAGUCCUGGCAACCACGGUUAAAAAGCUGGAAAAUGGCACAAUAACUCAGAAUGAAAGGAGGUUUGUAACCAAAUUAUUGGAAGACCUCAUCUUUUUUGUUGCUGAUGUUCUUAAUAACGGACAAGAAGUUCUGGAUGUGGUUAUCACUAAGCCAAACCGAGAACGUCAAAAAUUAAUGAGGGAACAAAAUAUAUUGGCACAGAUAUUUGGGAUUCUGAAAGCACCCUUUAAGGAGAAAGCAGGAGAAGGCCCUAUGCUGAGACUUGAAGACCUGGGGGACCAAAGAUACGCCCCCUACAAGUACCUGCUGCGGCUGUGCUACCGCGUGCUGAGGCACUCACAGCAGGACUACCGCAAAAACCAGGAAUAUAUUGCUAAGAAUUUCUGUGUCAUGCAGUCCCAGAUUGGCUAUGAUAUUUUGGCAGAAGAUACCAUCACAGCUCUGUUGCACAACAACAGAAAACUACUAGAGAAACAUAUCACAGCAAAAGAAAUAGAAACAUUUGUCAGUUUACUCAGGAGAAAUCGUGAGCCAAGAUUCUUGGAUUACUUAUCAGAUCUAUGUGUGUCCAAUACCACCGCUAUACCGGUAACUCAAGAACUCAUCUGUAAAUUCAUGUUGAGCCCGGGAAAUGCAGACAUUCUCAUUCAAACGAAGCUGGUCUCAAUGCAAAUGGACAACCCCAUAGAGAGCUCCAUCCUUUCAGAUGACAUUGAUGAUGAAGAAGUUUGGCUCUACUGGAUUGACAGCAACAAGGAACCUCAUGGCAAAGCUAUCAGACACCUUGCUCAGGAAGCCAAAGAAGGCACCAAAGCUGAUUUAGAAGUUCUGACCUAUUACAGGUACCAGCUCAACCUCUUUGCAAGGAUGUGCUUGGAUCGCCAGUAUCUGGCCAUAAACCAGAUUUCCACACAGCUCUCUGUCGAUCUGAUCCUGCGCUGUAUGUCAGACGAGAGCCUGCCAUUUGACCUCCGAGCGUCGUUUUGUCGCCUCAUGCUCCACAUGCAUGUUGACCGGGAUCCCCAGGAGUCUGUGGUGCCUGUUCGCUAUGCUAGGCUCUGGACAGAAAUCCCCACGAAGAUCACGAUUCAUGAAUAUGAUUCUAUAACAGAUUGUUCCAGAAAUGAUAUGAAGAGGAAAUUUGCACUGACAAUGGAAUUUGUUGAAGAAUACUUGAAAGAAGUUGUGAAUCAGCCCUUUCCUUUUGGAGAUAAAGAAAAAAACAAACUGACAUUUGAGGUGGUCCACUUGGCUCGGAAUCUUAUAUACUUUGGAUUUUAUAGUUUCAGUGAAUUAUUAAGGCUAACAAGGACGCUUCUGGCUAUCCUAGAUAUUGUACAGGUCCCCAUGUCAUCGUAUUUUGAAAGAUUAAGCAAAUUUCAAGAUGGAGGAAACAAUGUCAUGAGAACCAUCCAUGGGGUAGGCGAGAUGAUGACCCAGAUGGUGCUCAGCAGAGGUUCCAUCUUCCCCAUGAAUGUGCCUGACGUGCAGCCAAGCAUCCACCCCAGCAAGCAAGGGAGCCCUGCUGAGCACGAGGACGUGACUGUGAUGGACACCAAGUUGAAGAUUAUUGAGAUUUUACAGUUUAUCCUGAGUGUCAGACUAGAUUAUAGGAUCUCCUAUAUGCUGUCAAUAUAUAAGAAGGAAUUCGGAGAGAACAAUGAGAAUGCGGAAACGUCUGCCAAUGGCUCUCCAGAUACAUUAAUACCAUCAGCUAUUGUUCCUGAUAUAGAUGAAAUUGCAGCUCAGGCAGAAACCAUGUUUGCUGGAAGAAAGGAAAAAAAUCCAGUUCAACUUGAUGAUGAAGGAGGCAGGACGUUUUUACGGGUCCUCAUUCACCUGAUCAUGCAUGACUACCCGCCUUUGCUCUCAGGAGCUUUGCAGCUUCUGUUCAAGCACUUCAGCCAGAGAGCGGAGGUUCUACAGGCAUUUAAGCAGGUGCAAUUGCUGGUGUCCAAUCAAGAUGUAGAUAACUACAAGCAAAUAAAGGCAGAUCUAGACCAGCUUCGACUGACGGUAGAAAAAUCCGAGUUAUGGGUUGAGAAGAGCAGCAGCUAUGAGAAUGGGGAAAUGGGUGAAAAUCAAGUAAAAGGUGGUGAAGAGCCAAUUGAGGAAUCACACAUUUUAAGUCCAGUUCAGGAUGGAACAAAGAAACCUCAGAUUGACAGCAAUAAGAGCAACAACUACCGGAUCGUAAAGGAGAUUUUGAUUAGGCUAAGUAAACUCUGCAUACAGAAUAAAAAAAGUCGGAAUCAACAUCAGCGGUUACUGAAAAAUAUGGGCGCUCAUUCAGUGGUGUUGGAUCUUCUGCAGAUACCCUAUGAAAAGAAUGAUGAGAAGAUGGAUGAAGUAAUGAACCUAGCCCAUACGUUUCUGCAGAAUUUCUGCCGGGGAAAUCCACAGAAUCAAAUUCUCCUUCAUAAACAUCUGAAUUUGUUUUUAACUCCUGGUCUCCUUGAAGCAGAGACCAUGCGGCACAUCUUCAUGAACAAUUACCAUCUGUGCAAUGAAAUUAGCGAGCGAGUGGUGCAGCAUUUUGUGCACUGCAUCGAGACUCAUGGCCGCCACGUGGAGUACCUGAGAUUUUUGCAAACGAUUGUAAAAGCAGAUGGUAAAUAUGUAAAGAAAUGCCAGGAUACGGUGAUGACAGAGUUGAUAAAUGGAGGUGAAGAUGUGCUGAUAUUUUACAACGAUAGAGCAUCGUUCCCCAUCCUUCUCAAUAUGAUGUGUUCAGAGAGAGACCGCGGGGAUGAGAGUGGCCCCUUAGCCUACCACAUCACCCUUGUGGAGUUGCUGGCAGCUUGUACAGAGGGGAAGAACGUCUACACCGAAAUCAAGUGCAAUUCCCUUCUGCCCCUGGACGACAUAGUGCGGGUGGUGACGCACGAUGACUGCAUCCCUGAGGUUAAAAUUGCUUAUGUGAAUUUUGUUAAUCACUGUUAUGUUGACACUGAAGUGGAAAUGAAAGAAAUUUACACAAGUAACCACAUUUGGAAAUUAUUUGAGAACUUCUUGGUGGAUAUGGCAAGGGUUUGCAACACGACCACAGACAGGAAACACGCAGACACCUUCCUGGAGAAGUGUGUAACUGAGUCCAUAAUGAACAUAGUGAGCGGCUUCUUUAAUUCUCCUUUUUCAGACAACAGUACCAGUCUCCAGACACAUCAGCCCGUUUUUAUUCAGCUGCUGCAGUCUGCCUUUAGAAUUUACAAUUGCACCUGGCCAAACCCAUCACAGAAAGCCUCGGUGGAGUCCUGUAUCAGAACUUUGGCUGAAGUGGCAAAGAAUCGUGGAAUUGCUAUUCCAGUGGAUUUGGACAGUCAAGUUAAUACUCUUUUCAUGAAGAGCCAUUCCAAUAUGGUGCAGAGGGCAGCCAUGGGGUGGAGACUGUCAGCUCGCUCUGGACCACGCUUUAAGGAAGCUCUUGGAGGGCCUGCUUGGGAUUAUAGAAAUAUUAUUGAAAAAUUACAGGAUGUAGUAGCUUCCUUGGAGCAACAGUUCAGCCCGAUGAUGCAGGCUGAAUUCUCAGUGUUGGUGGAUGUACUGUACAGUCCAGAGCUACUGUUCCCUGAGGGGAGCGAUGCAAGAAUCCGAUGCGGCGCUUUCAUGUCCAAGUUGAUUAAUCAUACAAAGAAACUAAUGGAGAAAGAAGAAAAACUGUGCAUUAAAAUUCUUCAGACUUUACGAGAAAUGCUAGAGAAGAAAGACAGCUUUGUGGAAGAGGGCAACACAUUAAGAAAAAUACUCCUGAAUCGAUACUUUAAGGGAGAUUAUGGAGUUAGUAUAAAUGGACACCUUUCUGGAACCUACUGCAAAUCUGCACAAGGAGGAGGCAACUUUUCUGGACAAGAUUCAGAUAAGAUGGGGAUAUCAAUGUCCGAUAUUCAGUGUCUACUGGACAAAGAAGGUGCUUCGGAACUUGUCAUUGAUGUUAUAGUGAACACCAAAAAUGACAGAAUUUUUUCAGAAGGGAUUUUACUUGGCAUUGCCUUGCUGGAAGGAGGAAAUACACAAACGCAGUAUUCUUUCUAUCAGCAGUUGCAUGAACAAAAAAGAUCAGAAAAAUUCUUCAAAGUUCUGUAUGACCGAAUGAAGGCUGCUCAGAAAGAGAUAAGAUCAACAGUGACAGUUAAUACCAUAGACCUAGGUAACAAAAAAAGGGAUGAUGACAAUGAGUUGAUGACAUCUGGUCCACGAAUGAGAGUAAGAGAUUCAUCAUUACAUUUAAAAGAGGGAAUGAAAGGGCAAUUAACAGAAGCUUCUUCAGCAACAUCCAAAGCAUACUGCGUAUACAGAAGAGAAAUGGAUCCAGAAAUAGACAUGAUGUGCACAGGAUCAGAGGUGGGAAAUGCUGAGGAGAAGUCUGCAGAGGAAGUGACAAUGAGUCCUGCGAUUGCCAUCAUGCAGCCGAUCCUGAGAUUCCUUCAGUUACUGUGUGAGAAUCACAACCGGGAACUGCAGAACUUCUUGAGGAAUCAAAACAACAAAACAAAUUACAACCUUGUCUGUGAGACCCUUCAGUUUUUGGACUGCAUUUGUGGAAGUACAACAGGCGGCCUGGGCCUACUCGGUCUCUACAUCAAUGAGAAGAAUGUGGUGCUGGUCAACCAGACUCUGGAAAGCUUGACCGAGUAUUGCCAGGGCCCGUGCCAUGAAAAUCAGACGUGUAUUGCUACUCAUGAAUCUAAUGGGAUUGAUAUCAUCAUUGCUUUGAUUCUAAAUGACAUAAACCCUCUUGGUAAAUAUCGAAUGGACCUGGUGCUCCAACUCAAGAACAAUGCCUCCAAACUUUUGCUGGCCAUUAUGGAAAGCAGACAUGACAGCGAGAAUGCAGAGAGAAUUCUUUUUAACAUGAGACCCAGGGAACUGGUGGAUGUGAUGAAGAAUGCCUAUAACCAAGGACUGGAAUGCGAUCACGGGCACGAUGAGGGUGGAGACGACGGUGUUUCUCCAAAAGAUGUUGGACACAAUAUCUAUAUUCUGGCCCAUCAGUUGGCCCGUCACAACAAACUAUUACAGCAGAUGCUCAAACCAGGAUCAGAUCCAGAUGAUGGAGAUGAAGCCUUAAAGUAUUAUGCCAACCACACCGCACAGAUUGAGAUUGUUCGGCACGACAGGACUAUGGAGCAAAUAGUUUUUCCCGUCCCCAAUAUAUGCGAAUACCUUACGCGAGAGUCCAAGUGCCGCGUGUUCAACACGACGGAAAGGGAUGAACAAGGAAGUAAAGUGAACGACUUUUUCCAGCAAACAGAACACCUCUACAAUGAAAUGAAGUGGCAGAAGAAAAUCAGGAAUAACCCUGCACUGUUCUGGUUCUCGAGGCACAUAUCUCUCUGGGGCAGCAUAUCCUUCAACUUGGCCGUGUUCAUCAAUUUAGCUGUUGCUCUCUUCUACCCAUUUGGGGACGAUGGAGAUGAAGGUAUACUUUCUCCAUUGUUCUCCGUUCUUCUGUGGAUAGCAGUUGCAAUCUGCACAUCAAUGCUGUUUUUCUUUUCCAAACCUGUGGGUAUUCGGCCAUUUCUUGUGUCAGUAAUGCUCAGAUCAAUAUAUACAAUAGGUCUUGGACCUACGUUAAUACUUCUUGGUGCAGCUAAUCUUUGUAAUAAAAUCGUAUUUCUGGUGAGUUUUGUCGGGAAUCGUGGCACGUUCACCCGCGGGUACCGAGCGGUCAUCCUGGACAUGGCCUUUCUCUACCACGUGGCGUAUGUCCUGGUUUGCAUGCUGGGCCUCUUUGUCCAUGAAUUCUUCUACAGCUUCCUGCUUUUUGAUUUGGUGUACAGAGAAGAGACGCUGCUCAAUGUCAUAAAAAGUGUCACACGGAAUGGCCGCUCCAUUAUUCUAACUGCAGUCCUAGCUCUCAUCCUUGUCUACCUGUUUUCCAUUAUUGGGUUCCUUUUUCUGAAGGAUGACUUUACUAUGGAAGUGGAUAGGCUGAAAAACAGAACUCCCAUUACAGGAAGUAAUGACGUUCCUACUAUGACUUUCACUUCAAUGAUGGGAACAUGUGACAAGGAAAACUGCCCACCCACGACACCAGCUUCAAAUACAGCUGAUGAAGAAUAUGAAGAUGGAAUUGAAAGGACAUGUGACACUCUCCUUAUGUGCAUCGUCACCGUCCUGAACCAGGGCCUCAGGAAUGGCGGUGGUGUGGGAGAUGUGCUGAGAAGGCCGUCGAAAGACGAGCCCUUGUUUGCUGCCCGAGUGGUAUAUGACCUUCUUUUUUAUUUCAUUGUCAUCAUUAUUGUUCUUAACUUGAUUUUUGGUGUCAUCAUUGAUACUUUUGCUGAUCUCAGAAGUGAAAAACAGAAGAAAGAAGAAAUUCUAAAGACAACCUGCUUCAUCUGUGGACUCGAAAGGGACAAGUUUGAUAAUAAAACUGUUUCAUUUGAGGAGCACAUCAAGUCAGAACACAAUAUGUGGCAUUAUUUGUACUUCCUAGUCUUGGUGAAGGUCAAAGACCCAACAGAAUACACUGGACCGGAAAGUUACGUGGCUCAGAUGAUUGUGGAGAAGAAUUUGGACUGGUUUCCCCGGAUGCGAGCCAUGUCCCUUGUUAGCAAUGAAGGUGACAGUGAGCAAAAUGAGAUUCGGAACCUGCAGGAGAAGUUGGAAUCGACCAUGAGUCUGGUCAAGCAGCUGUCAGGUCAGCUGGCAGAGCUCAAGGAGCAGAUGACAGAACAAAGGAAGAAUAAGCAGAGACUGGGCUUUCUCGGAUCAAACCCACCCCAUGUGAAUCAUCACAUGCCACCACACUGAUACCAUGGGGGAAAGCCGUGACUAGCCUUUCAUCCGUGCCCUGCCUGGUCACUGAAUAAAGAACUGAGAUGGAAAAGAGUGAACAGUGCCUAUUGUUGAAAAGUUAAAAACAACCAAGUGCCAAGACGUUGACUGGUUUAGCUCCGAGAACAAUUUAUAACUGUGUUUUCAUGGUUGAGAAGACCAAACUUAAAAUGCAGCCUCUAGAGAGCACACAUCACGUAUUCUUCACGCAGUGUGAAAUAACUUGCUCACAUGGAUGGAGAGGGUAGGGAGAGGCCGGGUUGGAAGGAUGCCGUGCAGAGAGAACUACCUUUGCUAAGUCGAUAAGAGUCAGUUUUGUCUUAAAGGCUGACUGCAACUUUUGUCCUGGUUGGUUGGACUUACUUUCUUUUAAUUAUGGCAUAUAGGUCAGUGACACAAGUCACACUCGGGUGGCCAAGUUUUACUGUAGAAAAUAACUGAAAAGAUUAAAAAUGAAAGUUACAGAGAAAAAUGUUAAUGCUUCCAAUCCGUAGCUGUCACAGGGCAAUUUCCUAACAGGCAACACAAUGGAUUUACGGCUCUAGCAACUAGUGCCUUGGAGCUUAGGCCCCUCAAGCUGACGUCACAACUGGAAUGUGAUUGCUUUCUCCCAGAUUCAGACGGAGCUCUGUCAGUAUGGAGCACAAGAGGAGAUUUUCAUAUAACUUGUUAAAGGCAUGUUGUAAAUCAUGUGUAGGCUAAGAUUGUAGAAGAUUUGGGGAAGAAACAGCUGACAGUAAGCCCCAGGGAAGAGUUUUUUGAAAACAUAUGUGUGCUAUUAAAAUAUAUUGAGAUUAAUAAAUGAAAAUGCUUAAAGAUGACGGGAAAUUCUGAGAAACUUAUGAUGGUGGCAUUUUAUAAAUACAGAGUAAAAGCUAUUUGAUUUAUGUUUGCUGUGCUUAAGGAACUGAGUGGCUUUAUUCGUGCAGUUGGGGAGUUGGGGGAAAAAAUCCAAGAAAUUUAUUGAAUACUCAAAAAAAAAUGCAGCAUAUCAAUUGCCUAUUUUAAACUGUAUCAGCGAGAGCUUUUUGGGAUGUAGAAAGAUAAUAAUCUCUUCCCCAAAUUCUUUUUAUGUUAAAUUAUGCAACUGGAAUUUGUGGAGGGAGAAAAUAACCUGCCAUACUCAUGUUAUUCUUAGAACUGAUGCUUUGAGAGUGUUAAAGUAAAACUGGGAUAAUGGAAGUGUUAGGAGAACCACUGUGUGGUGAGGGAGCGAGGCACAUGUCACCAAAGUCUAGGAGAUGCUUUGCAAAUUGACCUUCUAGCCCUGCCCCCACAAGAACCAAAACUGCCUCCAGAAUCUGUAAACUCUGAUGUUAUCACCACGAAGGUUGAAGGUCCAGACCUUCAGCUAUGAUUGCUAUGACCAUUUUUAAAGCUUUUCGAUCAGUUUAGUAUAGUUUAAGCUAUUGAGUCCUAAAAUUCUCCAUUCAUUGGUCUAGGUAGAUUGGAAGGGAUGCCUGAACCAGCCCCUGUUAACAUGUAUACUAAGAGUGAAACUGUUGAAACCGCGAACAACAAAAUUUUGAGCUGAAUUUCCUGGCAUCCCUACAUUCCCAGUCCCUCCCCAAGUUAAGUAUUUUUCAUGCUGACAUAAUAGUAUUUUUCCUGACCAGUUGCUGAAGGACCAUGCCAAAGAGGUAAAGAAGCUGAGAUAUAUCUCUGCGUGCAGUACAGAGCUUUGAACUCAGUUAGACAGUCAAUAAAUGUAUGAGAAUACCACUAUUCCUAGUUACCUUUAGUUCUUCAUUAAAACUUUAAACUAUAUCACAUACUUGAUUUUUUAAAAAUGCCUUGAAAACCAAAGUAGAACAAAGCGUCCAUUGUUUUAACCCGAGACCAUCAUUGUUAUAACAGCAUUAGAUGCAAAGUACAGUUCAAACUAUUUUAAUUAGGCAGAGAGUUUUGUGAGUAGGGGAAAGAAACGUGGAAUAUUGAACACAUCCCAGGAUAGGAACAUACUGUUUCAGUACAAAAUCAAAUAUUUUUGAUGUCAAGAGAAUAGAUUAAUUUUUAGGGAUGAGAGCAACCUGUCUUUCAGAUGCUGAACUGACUAGCCUUUUCUGAUAGUGUGAUAGUUUUUUUAAGGAACUAAUAAGCCUUUGGGUUUGUGGCCACUCACCAUGUCACAGCACAUUGUCUCCUGUGGGAAGUGGCCCAACGAGACUGCAACUAACAAGAUUCUUAUCUGUUCAGGAUUGAAAUAUUUCUCACUUGUGUUUCUCUUUUCUGUCUGAAAAUUUAGAGAUUACAAGGCAAAAUGAACAAAAAUGAGCACACAAAAAAGGAAUUUUGCAGGCUAUUCACGAUGAUGAUAAUGCAGAAAUCUUACAUCUGACUUAUAUUUGUUAUAUAUAUGUUUGUAAUGCAACUGGAAUAUUUGACCUAAACAAAUAUUAAUUAACAUCUUCAUAUUUAUAUAGUGACAUUAAAUGCAAUCAUCCUUGACUUUGACAUUAAGGGGAAUGUUUUACUAUUUAGUUGCUAAAAUCUAUAUGGAAGGUAAAUGCUGAUUAUAAUUCUUAAUUUUAAAAAGAUUUUAUUCCCCUACAUGGUCCAUUCUGAGGCCCAAUAGUUUAAUAAAGGUAUGUUUCUUAAAUUAAAAUAUCAUGUUUAGAUAAGAAAAUGUUUCUAUCAACUAAGACUAUAAUAUUGAUAAACAAAUUGUAUACAUGUAGAAUUUAUCAUUUUCUUCCCCUUAAAAAGUUAGUUUAGAAAAGGGCUUAUUUUCUUGAACACUGAAAUUUUUCUGUGACAAAGAGGAUGCAGUUUCUAGUAAGUGAUUGAUAACAGCAGAAAGACACUUCACUUAAGUCAGAACUCGUGCUCUUAUUUCCAUAUUCGCCACUCACAAUUCAUUGUUUUGACUGUUCUUUUUUGUUUAUAGUUGUUUUAUUACAAACAGUAAUGCAGUAGAGGGCGACCUCCAUGCCCCAGGACCGAGAUGUGUGGAAAGCCUGGGGACCGGGGGAGAGGGAAAGGGAAGACUGGGACUUCAUUAUGUUAGGGACAAGAAGGAGUAAAUGACAGAGAGUAGGAAGAAAGGUGCUUACUCUCCAGGGGCCCAGUAGACGGGGACAUAAGUAAGUAAAUAACACACAGACAGAAUGAUGUACCAGAUUACAGACUCAAAAGAUACUGCUUAAAACAUGCCGAGAACAGAGCUUUGUGGAGGAGGAGCUCUAAGAGGGGUGUCGCUCAGCUGGUCUUAACUCUAUGAAGAAUAGCCAAUCAGCAUAUUCUGACCCACAGACCCUUUCCACUGUGCCGUGGCACGUGAUACAAUGCAAAACAGAGUGGAGUGGGCAUCCAAAACACAAGCACAGACCCUGACAGAAGCCUGGUGGGUCACUCAAACGGGUGAAACUGUGGCAUGCGCGCCACGCGCAGGGUGUGAGGAGGCCCCAGUGAGCUUUCUGUUUGCAAAAUUUGACAUCUAAUUCCAGUUUUUAGAAAAUCUCUGAGGCCAGAUGAAGCCCUCUAGUCACUCAUUUGCUAUCUCUGAAAUAACUGUAAAGCUAUUCCAUUUAGUAGAAGAAAAUACCAAAACCAAGCACAGGAAAUAAAAUCCAUGUGAAACUUGAGAAAUCUGAAAACAAAUCCAGGUAUCAUCUCUGAACUGGCGGGUUUCCACAGACUUGAAUAAUUUAUAAAGUUAUCAGACCAGUACUUUUCAUAUCAUCAGUAGACUUUUUCCCUAGAGUAGAAUACAAUGUUUGCCUUAAAAGCCAUGAUACUAAUAUGUCAAGACCAGAUAAAUAUAAUUUAUAAACUAUUAAUAAAGUUGGAUAUGUAUAACUUUUUCACGUGUGAUACUUCAAGUGCUUUAUUCAUUUCUCACCAAGUUUCUAAAUAAUAUAUCCAUCGGUAUGAAAGUUGUUAUUGCUAUUUUAC
Molecule: messenger RNA, 12301 nt
Organism: Pteronotus mesoamericanus
Lineage: Eukaryota; Metazoa; Chordata; Mammalia; Chiroptera; Mormoopidae
Gene: ITPR2
Product: inositol 1,4,5-trisphosphate receptor type 2
Exons: 57
Coding region: 278-8383 (2701 amino acids)
Biological process (GO): calcium ion transmembrane transport
Cellular component (GO): endoplasmic reticulum; membrane
Molecular function (GO): inositol 1,4,5 trisphosphate binding; inositol 1,4,5-trisphosphate-gated calcium channel activity
Source: RefSeq, a predicted model, not a curated record